This is a messenger RNA of Phanerochaete carnosa HHB-10118-sp, 834 nucleotides long. RefSeq lists its product as uncharacterized. NCBI's taxonomy places the organism in Eukaryota, Fungi, Basidiomycota, Agaricomycetes, Polyporales, Phanerochaetaceae. The coding region runs from base 1 to 834 and encodes 277 amino acids. The record is from RefSeq and is a predicted model, not a curated record. The transcript is spliced from 7 exons.
AUGUUCUACUCACGGCCCGCGCUGUUGUUCACGUCAUGGAUGCUAGUCUUCGCUGUCAUAGGAUCGUCACUCUGGUCCUCUGUACAAGCUUACAUCCCCGCAUCACCCACAAACGAUACUUUCCCAGACGAUAAUUCCACCAGCCCCUCACAACUCGUCCUGGAGUGGUUUGGAGGGGAGUACGCCGAGGAUGUGUCCUACCAGCUAGUAGGAGCAGACAGCGAUGGGAUUAGCAAGGGCGUUCUUGUCCACUUCUCGGAGUUUAAGCUCUCGAAUGAUACUACCACGACGCCCUGGAUCGCGCUGGUCUCCUGUGACGCUAACUCCACCGAUGCGUCCAUGGAGGACGACAUCUUCACACUCGCCCGCGACAGGGGCGCCGUCUCUGCGCUCCUCUAUUCUGCGUACAGCGAACGCUGCGUUAUCAACCCUGACUAUGCGAACCCUGAGAACUUCGAUCAAGUGAUGGACAUAUUCUCCUCGCCGUCGCUCUCCGCGUCGCAGAUGAUCGAGGUCGAGUACAAGGCCCUCAAUCAGUCACAGUACCAAAACUUCAAUGCCACGCUGCUCGACGAGUCUGUGGCCAUCGUGAACGCCUCGCUCACGCUCGGCACUAUAAAAGCCCCGAAUUUCCUCUUUGCCGCGCUCGUUGCUUCGAAUGCAACAGGAGACUCUAGUUUGGGGGGCAACGGGAGCAACUCGGAAGUCUCAUCAACCAAUGGUGACCCGUCGUCGAACCCUCGAUCCAGCCUCGCCAUGAUAAUUCUGCCGUUCGUGCCAUCCGACACCCCGAGCGCUAUGGGCCUCGUGCAGGCGGUGAGACAGCAACAUUAG